This is a messenger RNA of Helicoverpa zea (corn earworm), 6718 nucleotides long. Its product is annotated as ribosomal protein S6 kinase alpha-5-like. The coding region runs from base 603 to 4235 and encodes 1210 amino acids. The transcript is spliced from 18 exons. The record is from RefSeq and is a predicted model, not a curated record. Gene Ontology annotation, biological process: protein phosphorylation; regulation of DNA-templated transcription. NCBI's taxonomy places the organism in Eukaryota, Metazoa, Arthropoda, Insecta, Lepidoptera, Noctuidae. Gene Ontology annotation, molecular function: protein serine/threonine kinase activity; ATP binding.
CUUGUUUGUUGACAUUACUACAUCAUGUAGUUGUGUUGUGGAACGUGCCAUCGCGCCGUAUCUAACAUUUAUCGCGCGAAGUAAACAAAUUCUUCUGUCUAUUAAUUAAUGACAUAAACUGCUUAACAUUUACUGUGAACUAUUGGACACUCUCAGACUUAUGUGACGAUCGUCGCUGUGAUUGUGAAGGAACAAAAAGGCGGGCUAAAAUCAGUGUGCGAGUGGCGAUUACCAAUCUAUUUAUAGCCGGACCUAUGGCGCGAUAAAGCUGUUUUACGUGCUGCUAAUGUGUAUCAGUGUCAUAAUAACAUUCCAAUUGCAAUUUACGCCUUAGGAAGACUUUUUCAAUUCUUAUUGGACAUUAUUUCUAUGAGCCUGUAAAGGAAAACGUAGCCGCGAAACUAGUUUGACAGCUCAUGCAUGCACACAAAUGAAAGGGAACGCAAUGCGCAUGUGUGCGUGUAAGUGAUGUGAAAUUCUUAUGUAUGCGCUUAUCGAUUGGCAAGAUUAUUUCAAGGACACCGGUGAGGACUAAUGUAUGAUUUAUUGUUGUAAAUUGAUACUAACAUUACGAAAGCUGGUCUUUCAAAAACAAUUUAAUCAUGGAGUCGCCGAUGCUCGACAGUAAAAAUGCCGAGGUCACAAUAAAUACGUGCACAAGUUCAAGUUCAAAUCAAUUUAUCCCAGACAACUUGGAACUUCCUGAUGAUACAUUCCGUAUGGGUUUAGAUAAUUUUUCUAUGAUUGGAGAGAACGUGACUAUAGGCAGGGAGAUGUCGGUGGACAGCAGCGUAGCUUCUAACGCCGAAACUCCUACUGUAGAACUACCUACGCCGAUGCAAACACCUGAUACGCAGACACCCGACAUAGAGUCUCCUAAAGUCCAAACCCCACCUUUAGAGAGUUACUCUCCCCCCAUAAUAGAGACGCCGAAACUUAUCGAGGCAAAAGCCGAGGCUGAGAUUCGUAGACCGCAAACAUUGCUACAAUUAUCGCUAUCAAAGAAAAACGACAACGAUGUGUUCGUUAAACCGUCUCCAGUCGCCGAGCUUAUGUCGCCAGCUAGAAUGCUACAAUUUGAAGUCGAGGCCUCCAGUGCCACGCCGACUAUGAAACGAGCUGCCGUGGACUUUGAUUUCUUCAGCAAAAACAAUUUUGAAGAGUAUUUCGUGGAAUCGGAGCCGAAAGACGACCGAAAGGCAGAGGAUCCGGGAGAUGGCAGCACGUACAAGGAAACACCGGUUAUAGUGAAGGCCGAUACCGUGCGCCAUGAAAUAGGUUACGUUAAUCUCAAUGGCGCCGCUAAAGUGGACAUAUCACAUUUCGACUUGCUCAAAGUGCUUGGAACUGGAGCGUACGGCAAAGUGUUUCUAGUUAGGAAAAGAUGUGGCAUCGACGAAGGAAAGUUGUACGCCAUGAAGGUUUUGAAAAAGGCAUCGAUAGUACAGAAAUUGAAGACUGCUGAGCAUACUAGGACUGAAAGACAGGUCCUGGAGGCUGUGAGGGCGUGUCCGUUCCUGGUGACACUGCACUAUGCUUUCCAGACCGACGCUAAAUUACACCUUAUACUUGAUUACGUGGCCGGUGGUGAGCUAUUCACCCACCUUUACCAGAGAGAGCAUUUCAACGAAAAUGAAGUCAGGAUAUACAUAGCUGAAAUUAUAUUGGCUCUUGAGCAAUUGCAUAAGCUCGGAAUCAUCUACCGGGACAUCAAACUCGAGAACAUACUCCUUGACGCUGAAGGUCACAUCGUGCUGACAGACUUCGGACUCUCCAAGGAGUUCUGUGGUGGCGAGAGCAGGGCUUACUCGUUCUGCGGCACCAUCGAGUAUAUGGCGCCUGAGGUCGUCAGGAGCGGCAGUCAGGGUCAUGAUAUUGCAGUAGACUGGUGGUCAGUAGGCGUGUUGACAUACGAGCUGCUGACCGGAGCUUCCCCGUUCACGGUGGAGGGCGAGAAAAACACGCAGCAGGAGAUUACCAAGCGUAUCGUGAGGUGCAGCUACCCCGUCCCGCCUGAUGUCAGUCCGGAGGUCCAGGACUUUAUUAGGAAAUUACUAGUAAAAGACCCUCGCCGUCGGCUCGGUGGAGGCGAGCACGACGCUGAGGAACUCAAGAGGCAUCCGUUUUUCCAGAACCUGGACUGGGAAGCGGUAGCGCGUCGUGAGAUCCCCGCACCGUUCGUGCCCGUGCUCACCCAUGCGGCCGACACGUGCAACUUCGCGGACGAGUUCACCCGCAUGCCGCCGACAGACUCGCCCGCGCAGGCGCCUAAGCACCACGAUAAGUUGUUCCUUGGCUACUCCUAUGUGGCACCCAGCAUAUUAUUCUCAGAAAAUGUGAUAUCAGAUCAAAUAUGGAUGCAGGCGACUGGACAGAAACACGACAAACUCAAAGGAUGGGUCGCUAAGGAUUCGCCGUUCUUCCAGAAGUAUGCGGUGGAAUUGAGCACUCCAUUACUCGGUGACGGCUCAUAUUCCGUGUGUAGGAAGUGCAUACAUAGGCAGACUGGCAAGGAAUAUGCUGUUAAGAUCAUAUCAACGCAGAAAAAAGACAUUAAACAAGAGAUAGAGUUAUUGAAGGCGUGUCAAGGAUGCCCCUACAUCAUCACACUGCACGAGGUCUUCCAUGAUUCUGCCUUCACGUACAUAGUGACAGAGUUAGCUCUAGGCGGGGAGUUAGCUGCCGUGCUGACGGGCGGCGUAGCGGAGCGCAUAGCGCGCAGGUUACUGGCACAACUGGCGCUAGCCUUGCGACACAUGCACUCCCGACGCGUCGUGCACAGGGACCUUAAGCCUGAGAAUAUCCUGCUAACGACGUCCCGGCUGAGCGAGGCGAAGGUGAAGGUGGUGGACUUCGGCUUCGCGCGUCGGGCUCCCGACUGCGCAGAGGACAGGCCCAGGAUGAUGACGCCUUGCUUUAGCCUGCCGUACGCGGCGCCGGAGGUGGUGUCCCGCGCCCGCAGCGCGGCGGCGCCGGGCUACGGCCCGCAGUGCGACCUGUGGAGUCUCGGCGUCGUCUAUUACUACAUGCUAUGCGGUAAGGCGCCGUUUCAGCCGGUGUCGAAGAAAGAGCCCAUCACUGCCUUCAUGGAUAGAAUUAGGACCGGCAACUUUACUAUGGACGGUCCGAUCUGGGAGCAGAUAUCGACAGAAAGCAAGCGCAUCGUGCUGGGGCUGCUCGCCGUGGACCCGCUGCGCCGCUUCGGCACCGACGAGCUGCUGGCCGCGCUCGGCAUCACCAUACCUGACACUAGCAGUGGAUUUAAGUUAGCUGACAUGACCAAAGCGGACCUAUACAAGCGUCGCUACAAGAACAAGCAUCGGUCGUCCAGCGCGUCCGACGCCGCCACCUCACGCUCCGACACCACCGACACCGAGCUCACUGCCGACCUGCACAGCCGCCCCGACCACAACUCCAUCGACAACGACGUGCAGCUCAUCAAGGCCAACACCAUCGACACACCAGUCACAGAGACCCCUGAACCAACCUUCACAGACAUCGACGACGAAGUACCCCCCGUCAAACCAGUCGAAAAGACAUACGCCAAAUCUAGGUCCAAAUUAGACGACUACAUCUACAUAGAAAGCAGUCAAGGCCUCGACGGCACUGAAGUAGCUUUCCCCAAAACUAGCCGCGCCAAAAAAUCUAAAUCUCCCGUUCCUAGGAAACGCAGAAAAAUUGAAACUAGACAGACUAAAAAGGAAGUCAAUGGAGACAGGGAGUUGCGCAGUAAAGUGGAGAAUGGUACCCGCGGUAGGAAGACUAAGGAAGUUGUUAAACGGGUGCUUAGGAGUAAGAGUGUUACGGAGAAAAAUAGGGCCACUAAAGAAUCUAUAGAGAAUGAAAAGACGGUCGUGACCAGAGUCACUCGGAAGCGGAAAUAUGAGGAGCUAACCAAACCCGUUUUGAGGGAAAAGGGACAGAAUGAAAGGUCUUCCCGCAAGGCCAGUCCCGAACCCGUAGUGGAAGAACGGAAGGUAGUUCGCGCUAGGAAAACGAAGGCUAAGAAUGUUCCUGUGAAAGCUGAAAUAGAUGUAUCUGAAACGAAUGUUCGGAUGACGCGGUCGCGGCGGCGGCGCCUCGAGGUGUCGCUGUCGCCCUCCGAGGUGCCGCAGCUGCUCUCCGUGGACUCCCGCGCCAGUGAGCUGUCUGCGAAGGCCAAGCGGCGGCCUGCCAAGCCGCGGCCUGCCAAGCCGCGGCCUGCCAAGCCCCGCGCCGCGCGCUCGCGCCGGUGAACACAUCCACACUGCUCCCCCACUCCGAUACAUAAUAUUCUAGUUAUCCCCCCUGCCCUCCCCGACACGGCGACCGCUAACCUCAAAUUCCAAAUGAGACAAAUAGUGAUGCAAUCAAAUUAUGGACGCUUUGCUCACGAUAGACGAAAUAAAACUAAUUUAUUCAACGACGAAAAAAAGAGUAAGUUAUAUUUCUUUAAAGUGUGUAGGUAAGCCUCUGAGAAAAACUAGUUCGUGAAAAUAACGUUAGACAUGUUUUUAUUUUUUAAUCCUUUUAUUUAAUGUUACUAUUAAUUUUUAAGAUACUUUUUUCCCUAUUAUUACCAUUAGAAUUAAUUCUUUGAAGUUGGUUAUUAUGUAUUUUUGAUUAGAAUAAUUAAAAAAAUAAUUAAUUAAAGAAAUAGGUAAAUUGGUGUGAUUGAGCACUUAUCUGUAGGUGAGAGUAAAUUGUUUUGUGAAUUAAUAUAAUUUAUUGUUUCAUGGCGCUGCAGUAUCUUGCUCCUUUGUUGCGAUUUGUUCACGUGGGGGGUUCGGCUAGCGAGGCGACUGGAUCCAACUGUAUCAAACUGUCCAAUCACCUCAACAAUCCCUCAUCUGAUCAAAUCAUCAUAGAGUAACUACAAAUUAUCCGUCACUCGAUGUCAAGUUUUCGUAAAUAUCAAAAUCGUUCACAGAUCUCUUUCAGUAACUAUAAAUAAAAAUGAUUUAAUUUGUUUGUGUGUGUAUAUUUGUUUGAAUAGGAUAAUAGGUUAAAUUUGUAAAUGUUCCCUUCGAUAUAAUAGGCGUUUGUAUUACAAUACAUACUUCAUUCUUCCACUUUGCAAAAAAAUGUAAAAAAAAUGAAUAUACAUAUAUAUAUUUAUUUAUGGUGAAAGUGCCAAAGCAAGCUUGGAAAUUCCGCUUAUAUAUAACGCGUUCUAAAUUAUUUGUAAUUGUUUCAAAUCACAUAUAAAUACUUCCUAAUUUGUAUACGGGUUGUUUAAAAUUGUCAAGUAAUCAUUUGUAAUGUUGUUUGUUGUGUUUGAGCGUACUUUAGUCUGUGGUGGCGUCGUCUUGUUCUUCCAAACUAAAACUUGGACUUCAGUUUCUAUUCUAUCUAAAGCAGAAAAUACCAAAAAAAUGUAUAAUGUUGUCCAUUCAUCUGCUUUAUCUAGUGAGACUCGCAAUCUUUACAAUCUAUUUAUCUCUCAACAACACUUUAACUGAAAAAAUAGUUAAACAACCCAUACACAAUGUUAAUCUACUUCUUUUGUCGUUAAAAGCGCUUUUACCAAAUAAAAACUAUAUUGUUUUGGGCUCACUUCCCUGUAAAUAUACUAUGAUAGCAUUUAGUACAAAUUCGGUGGAAGAGUUAUAAAAAAAUAUUAUUUAUAAUCAAAUUUGAAGAAGGAAAUAGUCUCAAUUGUCAAAGUCUCACGUUACUCUAUUACGUCGUGAUACGAUAAGGCACUGAUGAAUAAAUAUUCUAAUAUUAGCUGAUUAAGCUUGACUGUGUAUGUUUUGAAUUUCAAAAAUUUAGUUACAAAUGAAUUGUUGCAUGCUGUUAUACUUUAAUGAUGUAAAUUGUUGUUAAAACCUAAUAUGUGCGCCAAAUUCAGUUGUACGACUGAUUAAUAUCAAUAAAUAUAGUGUUAUGUACUGCAUUUCGGCUGUUCGGCUAAACAUGGGAACGAGAUCGAGCAAACUGCUCUCUCAUUCACUCGCCGUGGAACAAUAACUUCGCUUAUUGAUGUGAGUGACGAAUUCCCGAAGUUUUAGCGAAACACUGCCGACAAGGACUUAUUUGCAUGUAACAUUGACGAAAGAUAUAGACAUUUUAGUAUGUAGUACAUGACAUCAAAUUUUGUUAUAUAUAUUAGCUCAAAUAUAUAUUACUGAAUCUGAUUUUAGAUUAUAUAGCUUAUACAAGUGUUUCAUUAGUGUCAAGUACUUCCACCAUUGAUGGGUACAUAGAUUUUGUAUGGAUUAUUUAUUUCGUGGGUGGCUACAUCCAACAUUAGUUCAGUCCAAUACCUUUUAUAGUGUUAGUAUUAUUUAACCAUACAAUCAUUGUGGGAGUACUUGCGCUAAACAGUAUGUUGUUGCAAUUUACAAACAAUUAUGAGCAAUCCAAUGUAAUUUUAUACACCUCAAUGAUAUUUAGUCCAUAGAUUGUGAAUGUUUUGAAGCAAAGAUCUUAAUUUAUACAGCCAGUCAGAGAAAAGCCAUGUUUUAAGCAAAGGUAUACUAGUGCCGACGCGUAUUACGAUAUACUUUUUGUUUCGGAAAUUGUAAAUUUCCCCGAAUGCUUAACUCGAGUAGCCUUUACGUCACGUAAGUCGUAAAGUUUGUAAAAGUGCACUUAAAUGGAUUGUACCAAAAGAUUAUAUAAUUUUAUAAUAAAGUGUUAGUUAAUGAUGUCGGCGUAAAACAAAUUUUGUAAGACGUUACAUGGAUGCCGGCUGGAGAUAUUGGAUUGUAAUAAAUAUACCAUUUUAACAUUA